Molecule: messenger RNA, 2274 nt
Organism: Naegleria fowleri
Lineage: Eukaryota; Heterolobosea; Eutetramitea; Acrasida; Naegleriidae
Exons: 1
Coding region: 1-2274 (757 amino acids)
Biological process (GO): protein homooligomerization
Molecular function (GO): protein binding
Source: RefSeq, a predicted model, not a curated record
AUGAAAAAUCGAAUCAAUUUGCAACGAUUCAAAAACACGAUUGGUUUAACCUCUCCUUCCGCCUCUGCAGCAGAACAUGAGGAUUCUAUCAUUGAUGGAGAACAACAGCCAUCAACUACUACUACUAGUGCUACUACCACCACUACUACGACUAAUAGUACAAUGACUGGUGCAAAUCACUCAUCAUUAUCGAACCGACGUACCAUUGGGUAUCAUCAUCACCAUGUUUCAGAUUUUCCUUCCGAUGAUGAUCAAAUUUCACCCUCUCUCACGGCAAGUCCUCCAAUUUUAAAUUAUCAAGUCGGUAGCAAUGGAUUACCAAUCAAUUACAAUUCUGAAUAUUUUCGGAGAACUACUAUUGGACAACAAGGUGAUGAUCAUGAUGGUGAGUAUUACGGCAGCUCCAGUAGUCCAUCACCAUCGACCUUUCGACAGUCGCGUCGAUUAACUGAAGAUUAUCAAAAAGUGAAAAAACCGUCACAAAAGAAGAAAAAGAAGAAUUUAUUUGCGAGUUCUGCAGAAGUUUUUCCCAAUGCAUGGAAUGACGUUUUUGAUGAUGACGAGGAAAUCGAUGAAGAGACAGAAUUUAUAAAUCCUCUCUUUAAACAUUCAGAUCAUGGUGGCAUCCAUCGAAGCAGUGAAAUCGAAGUCAUUUCAGUAACUUCACAACAGUCUACAUUAUCGCAGUCUCUAUUAGAAAUUAAGACAAAAUUAGAGCAAGAUUUGGAAAAAGAAUAUAUUUCAAAGAAAACCAUACUCGAGAAUGAAUUGAAAACUGCUCUCGAACAAGAAAAAAAUUUGGAGCAAGAUUGUAAAAUAGUUAAAGAAGAAAUUGAAAUGCUCACAUCCAAGCUUCAUACAGAAAAAGGAAAAUGGGCUGAAACUACCCUUCAUAGAAUCAAGUUGGAAAAGUCAACCAAACCUGUCACGCUCAAUGUAGGAGGAAAGCGAAUGAAAGCAUCACUUUCAGUACUCAUGGACACCACACGGGAUCCAAACUCAGUGAUCGCAAAGAUGUUCAAUGGAGAAUUUCCGCUUCGAAUCUGUAGCGAUGGUUCAUACUUUAUCGAUUGCGAAGAGAGCAUGUUCAAACUGGUGUUACAUUGGCUUCGCUAUGGAAAGUUGAAUAUUGAUUGUGAAGUGACCAAAGAACGAUUAAGCCAUGUGGCUGAAUAUUUUGGGCUUGAUAGACUGAAAGCCAUCUUGAAAGAUGAAAUUUAUAUAACUAAUUGUGAAUCUAACUCAUCAGAAUUAAGAAUUGAUACUGACUCAAAUAUUUCUCAGGCUGAAUUUUCUCAUCUUGUCAGCGUAUCAAAGUAUCAGAAGAAGCCCUUGGUGAUAACCAAAACCGAUUUAACUCAACUUCAAUUUGACAACAUGACAUUCACUGAUGCAGAAAUCGUUGAUUGUAAUUUAUCUGGUUUGGACAUUCGAGGAACUCAUUUCAAAGGAUGCUCUUUUAAGUCUUGUGAUUUUAGUUCAACCAAAUUCAAAACAUGUAAUUUUGCAAGUUGUGAUUUCUCUCAAUCCAACUUCUCAAAAGCUGAAUUCUUAAACUCUACUCUUUCACAUUCCAAGCUCACAAGAUGUCACAUCGAUAAGGCUACAUUCAAAAACACAAAAUUUGAUGGCACAGAUCUUACACAAGUGGCUCUCUCAAGUGGAUACAUUAUUAACCAAUGCUCGUUUUCAGGUUCAACCUUUAAUGAGGAAACACUUCGAAAUGCUUCCAGUCUGAAGGGAAACAAUUUCUCCAAAUGCUCUCUCAUUGGAUUUAAUUUAUCAAAUUUAGAUUUUUCUGAAUGUGACUUUUCACAUGCCAAUCUUUCAAACUGCAAUUUCAGUAAGACCAAAUUAUAUCAAUGCAAUUUGAGUCAUGCCAAUCUAACGUAUUGCAAAUUAGAUGGAUGCUCGUUGAAAAAAACUGAUCUCACCGGUGCCAUACUAUUCGGAUGUGAUUUAAAAACUGUUUCCUAUGAUGGAUUCAACAUUUCUGGGUGCAAACUUAAUGGAGCCCUCUUUGAUGUUCAUACAUUCCAUGCUUCAGAAAGCGUGACAGGAAUUGAUUUUCGAGGAUGUAACUUGGAUGGCUUUGAUUUUUCUGAUCUCGAUCUCUCAAAUUCAUAUUUUGAAGGAACCAAACUUGAUGACACCAAUUUCAUGAAUUGCAAUUUAACAAAUGCCACCUUUGUUAAUUGCGACCUUAGAAAUGCCAACUUGCACAACUCCAACAUUACAUUUUGUAAUUUUAACAAAUGUAAAUUGCACAAUUAA